CAUCCUAAAACACGGAAAGAAAGAAGGAAAAAAAACCCUCGAGACAUUGAAGAUCUUCUCGUCCCUGUGAUCUCUCUGCCUCAAUACUUACUAGAUAUAGAUAUGGAAAACAACAAGGUGGCGGAGGCUAAAUUUGAGGAGGCUCCAACGUGGGUUUGUUGGGACAUUGAGAACUGUCCGAUUCCCAAGGGUUGCAAAGCCGAGGAGAUCUCUCAGAAGAUAAGCUCGGCGUUGAGUAAGUUGAACUACCGUGGUCCAAUCUCUAUCUCUGCCUAUGGCAACAUGAAUCACAUUCCUCCUUCCGUCAAGAAAGCUCUCUCUUCCACUGGAGUUGUUCUUAAUCACCUCCACAUCAACUCCAGAGGCCACUAUAUUUUCGACAAAUUAUCGGGUUGGGUACAUAAUCGAACUCCAGAUCCAGCAAAUUUAAUGGUCAUCUCCCGUGACGAAUCUCUAUCUUAUUUUCUUAGCAAAUGGCAGACGGAUAAACGCAACGUUCUUCUAGCACAUCCUCCUAAUCCUUCGGACUCAUUCGUGGCUUCUGCAAAGACCACAUGGCUGUGGAAUAGCUUGUGUAAGAACCUUACAUAAGCCAGCAAAAUACCCUAAUUCUCUUUCAUUUUCAUAACUGUUCACAAUGCAACUCUAAGGCACUGUAACAGUUUGACACAAAUAAAAACCAUUAUAUUUUGAAAGGAGGUUUUUGAGUUAAUAGUGAAUAUUUAUCAUAACAGUUGUC
Brassica oleracea var. oleracea is the source of this 739-nucleotide messenger RNA. RefSeq lists its product as uncharacterized. Gene Ontology annotation, cellular component: peroxisome. The transcript has 3 exons. Gene Ontology annotation, biological process: regulation of gene expression. Gene Ontology annotation, molecular function: RNA nuclease activity. NCBI's taxonomy places the organism in Eukaryota, Viridiplantae, Streptophyta, Magnoliopsida, Brassicales, Brassicaceae. The coding region runs from base 103 to 591 and encodes 162 amino acids. The record is from RefSeq and is a predicted model, not a curated record.